GCCAGCCACGGGGCCAAGGGCCGGCAGACGGCCCCGAAGCCGGCCCCCACCGGCCAUGCUCCAGCGCACCUGGUCCUACCUGCUGUACCUGUAUGGGGCCCUGAUCAGCGCCCUGAGCCCAUGCGCGCCCCCUGCCCCGCUGCCAGCCAGCGGGCUGGACCGGGACCAGUUCCCCCGGCAGUACCUGGGCACCUGGCACUUCAUCGCCGCCGCAGCAGCCACCCCUGCUGCCCUGGAGACCUUCGCAGGCAUCGACGGCUCCGUCUUCCACAUGGGGCAGGGCCCCCAGCCCCAGCGCCUGCAGCUCCGCGCCGCCCUCCGCCUGAAAUCAGGGGGCUGCGUGCCCAGAUCAUGGAUUUAUCUGCUUAACGAAGGGAGCACCGACCUGGCCACAGAAGGGCGGCCGGGGAUGAGGACUGAGCUGUUCUCCAGCAAGUGUCCAGACACCAUCAUUGUCCAGGAAACCGACCGAGACUAUCAAAGGAUCCUGCUGUACUCCCGCACCCCCCACCUGGCUGACGACUGCAUUGAGGAUUUCCGGAACCAAGCGUACUGCCUGGACAUGGAAGAAUUCCUGCUUAUCCCCCGCAGCCAAGACACCUGCCAGCUUCAGGAUUCCUGAUUGACCCACUGCCAGGCCUUUCUCCGUUUCUCUCUCCUCCCCUCUGCCAGCCCCCCAGGCUGCGGCGACUGGCCCCUCUGAGGAAACGCCCCCCCCCGAAGACUGACCCCCCCCUCAUUCGCCUGGAGGAAGAAACCCCAUUUCCGCAGAGCCUGGCAAAUAAAUCCUAAUCCUGCCGCA
Messenger RNA from Mauremys mutica (yellowpond turtle), 802 nucleotides. RefSeq names its product apolipoprotein M (gene APOM). The transcript has 7 exons. Gene Ontology annotation, molecular function: phospholipid binding; lipid carrier activity. The record is from RefSeq and is a predicted model, not a curated record. Gene Ontology annotation, biological process: high-density lipoprotein particle assembly; high-density lipoprotein particle clearance; cholesterol efflux. NCBI's taxonomy places the organism in Eukaryota, Metazoa, Chordata, Testudines, Geoemydidae. Gene Ontology annotation, cellular component: high-density lipoprotein particle; very-low-density lipoprotein particle; low-density lipoprotein particle. The coding region runs from base 56 to 622 and encodes 188 amino acids.